GCUGGUGCUCUGACACGUGGACAGGUAGGGACCGUUGGAUGAGAUGCGAUGGACCGCGAGGAGGGAAGGGCGGAGGUGCAGUAGCAGUAUGGAGAGAUAGAUUUCCACACACAGCUGGAGUCGUCAUCGCCAUCAAUCAAGAGAGAGAAAAGAGAAUAGAGAGAGGGACGAGGGAUUUUCUUGUAAAGGGAUUUCUGUUGUCUUAAAAUCGUGGAAGUUGGAGGGAGAGAGAGAAGAGAUUUUGAGAGAGCGGCCGCUGCCAUGGCGGCGUUGCAGGGGCUGUAAUUCCGUGGCUUUAAUGCUCGUUGCAGGAGCAGCAGCAGCAAUAGCAGAAGGAGCAGCUACUGCAGAGAGAAAAGGAAUUGAAGGAGAGUCGCUGCCCCAAAAAUCCUACGUGGCCUGAAAUCCUCACAGAGAGAAGAGAGAAGAGAGAGGAGAGAGAAAAUCAUAGAGAGAGAGAGACACACAUCCAUUGCCGAGCUCGCUCUUCCCAAAGAGAGAGAGAGAGAGAAAGAAAACAAGAAUCACGAAAAACCCAAAUCAAGAAAAGAGAGAAACGAGGGAUUUUCUUGCGCUGGCGAGCGAUUCUCAGCUUUUCCUUGCUCCACUACUAUGGAUUAUCUCCCGCGAUUGACGGAUGACUCAGCUGUUUGGUGGAGAGAAUGUCUGGGUUUUCACUGAGAAGAAGCGAAGAAGAAGACAACCACAACGACAUACUCCCUCAUCCCGAAAGUCUCUUCCUUUACAACACCACCACCGCUAGAAACGAAGACAAAAGCUUCGAAAUAUGGCAGCAGCAGCAGCUGCUCCAACGUCAUCAACAGCAACAGCAGCGGCAUGCUUUCUACACGUCUGUUGGGAUUCAUGGAGUGGGGCUUUCAGAUGAAUCUGUAGCAGCAGCAGCGGCGGCGGCGGCUGGAGGUGGACCAUCAUCAUCAUCAUCAUCUUCGAAGAUGAUGAUGAGAGGAGGAGGAGGAGGAGGAGGAGGGAGUGCAAGUGGGGGAGGAGGGAUGAGUUGCCAGGACUGUGGAAAUCAAUCCAAGAAGGACUGCGCCCACAUGAGGUGCAGGACCUGCUGCAAGAGCCGUGGCUUCCAAUGCCCCACCCACGUUAAAAGCACUUGGGUCCCCGCCUCUCGAAGGCGCGAGCGCCAGCAACAGCUCGCAGCUAUUCAGCAACAGCAGCAGCAAAGAACAGGAGGCGUUGGAUUACAUGGAGGAGAGAAUCCAAAAAGACAGAGAGAGAAUCCCACUGCUCCCUCCCUUGCCUGCACCCGUUUACCUACUUCUACAUCAGGAAUGGAAUUAGCUGGCCAUUUCCCGGCAGAAGUGAAUUCUCCGGCCGUCUUCCGCUGCGUCCGUGUUAGUGCAUUGGACGAUCCAGAUGAUCAGUACGCAUAUCAGACGGCCGUCAGCAUCGGUGGCCAUGUCUUCAAGGGAAUCCUAUACGAUCAAGGACCCGACAACCAGCAUUACGCCCCUGCCGGUGAGACGUCUUCUUCUCCUUCCCGCAAUCUCAUUGCUGCUGCCACCGCUGCUACUGCUCCCUCUCUCGCUGCUACGACAACAAGUGCUGCUGCAGCUGCAAUGCUCGAUCCCUCGUCUUUCUAUCCAACUCCUCUCAAUGCUUUCAUGGCUGGUACGCAAUUCUUCCCACACCCAAGAUCUUAGUAAGUAGAAAUUCCUGCUCGCCCCCACGGAAGAUCUCCUCCAUUCUAACUAACUCUUUCUGUAUGCAUUGUUUUCUCUCUUUUUCUCUCUCUCUUUCUCUUUCACUCCCUCUCUGGGGCGAUUUUUCAUGUGAACUUGAAGAAGCUAGAAUGAAAUUGUUCUCAUUUUCAGAUGAA
Molecule: messenger RNA, 1846 nt
Organism: Magnolia sinica
Lineage: Eukaryota; Viridiplantae; Streptophyta; Magnoliopsida; Magnoliales; Magnoliaceae
Product: protein SHI RELATED SEQUENCE 1-like
Exons: 2
Coding region: 663-1670 (335 amino acids)
Biological process (GO): positive regulation of DNA-templated transcription
Cellular component (GO): nucleus
Molecular function (GO): DNA-binding transcription factor activity; DNA binding
Source: RefSeq, a predicted model, not a curated record